Molecule: messenger RNA, 6318 nt
Organism: Melanotaenia boesemani (Boeseman's rainbowfish)
Lineage: Eukaryota; Metazoa; Chordata; Actinopteri; Atheriniformes; Melanotaeniidae
Gene: myo6a
Product: myosin VIa
Exons: 37
Coding region: 303-4199 (1298 amino acids)
Biological process (GO): inner ear morphogenesis; actin filament organization; inner ear auditory receptor cell differentiation
Cellular component (GO): cytoplasm; ruffle; myosin complex
Molecular function (GO): actin filament binding; microfilament motor activity; ATP binding
Source: RefSeq, a predicted model, not a curated record
UGCUGCGGGAGUGGGAGGCUGCUGGUCGGGCAGAGUGUGGACCAACCUACCGGAGAUCACACAGAUUAUCCAGCGAUAACCGGCUGUUUCCAGGCUGCGCUCUUCUUCUUCUCUGGAAUUAAGAUAGAUCUAUUUUUUGGUAAAACGAGGCGCGGACACCUGGGAGCUUCCCUGCAGACGAGUUUCUGCUGGGCGGGACAUGAUGGCUACAGACUUAAAGAGGAUGCAGUAAAAAUGGAGUGAUUGAGUAGAUGAUUGAUCCUUUCAGCUGGACUUUGGAUCGGAGCCUUUAGAGCGGUGCGAUGGAGGAUGGGAAGCCAGUGUGGGCGCCCCACCCAACGGACGGGUUCCAGCUGGGAACCAUAGUGGACAUCGGAGCUGACAGCCUCACCAUCGAACCUCUCAAACAGAAGGGAAAGACUUUUUUGGCUCCCAUCAACCAAGUCUUCCCUGCUGAGGAUGAGGUGGACAAACAUGUGGAGGAUAACUGUUCUCUGAUGUACUUGAAUGAAGCAACUUUACUCAACAACGUUCGAGUGAGAUACAGCAAAGACAAGAUUUAUACGUUUGUAGCGAACAUCCUGAUCGCCGUCAACCCGUACUAUGACAUCCCAAAGCUUUACUCACCAGAGACCAUCAAGCAGUACCGGGGCCGGUCGCUGGGGACGCUGCCGCCACACGUCUACGCCAUCGCUGAUAAGGCGUACAGAGACAUGAAGGUCCUGAAGAUGAGCCAGUCCAUCAUCGUCUCGGGGGAGUCCGGGGCCGGCAAGACCGAAAACACCAAAUUUGUGCUCAGGUACUUAACCAGCUCGUAUGGGACGGGACAGGACAUAGACGAGAGAAUAGUGGAAGCAAAUCCCCUGCUGGAGGCUUUUGGAAACGCCAAAACUGUCCGGAACAACAACAGCAGCCGCUUUGGAAAGUUUGUGGAAAUCCAUUUCAAUGCAAAGAACGCAGUCGUUGGCGGCUUUGUGUCGCACUACCUGCUGGAGAAGUCCAGGAUCUGCAGACAAAGUCCAGAGGAGAGGAACUACCACAUCUUCUACCGCCUGUGUGCCGGCGCCCCCGAGGACAUCCGGCAGAAGUUCCACCUCAGCUCUCCGGACACGUUCAGGUACCUGAACAGAGGAUGCACUCGCUUCUUCGCCACGAAGGACACAGAUAAGCAGAUCAUGCAGAAUCGGAAGAGCCUGGAGCACAUGAAGUCCGGCGCUUUGAAGGACCCGCUGCUGGACGACCACGGCGACUUCAACCGGAUGUGCGUGGCCAUGAAGAAGAUCGGCCUGGACGACACGGAGAAGCUGGACCUGUUCAGGGUGGUGGCGGGCGUGCUGCACCUGGGAAACAUCGACUUUGAGGAGGCUGGAAGCACUUCAGGCGGCUGCACCAUCAAGAACCAGUCGAGCCAGACACUGGAACACUGUGCCGAGCUGCUGGGCCUGGAGGAGGAGGACCUGAGAGUCAGCCUCACCACCAGGGUCAUGCUAACAACAGCAGGGGGCACCAAAGGAACGGCCAUCAAGGUGCCACUCAAAGUGGAGCAGGCCAACAACGCUCGGGACGCUCUGGCGAAGGCCGUGUACAGCCGCCUGUUUGACCACGUGGUGACCAGGGUCAACCAGUGCUUCCCCUUCGACUCCUCCACCAACUUCAUCGGGGUCCUGGACAUCGCCGGCUUUGAGUACUUUGAGCACAACAGCUUUGAGCAAUUCUGCAUCAACUACUGUAACGAGAAGCUGCAGCAGUUCUUCAAUGAGCGCAUCCUCAAAGAGGAACAAGAGUUGUACCAGAGGGAGGGGCUCGGGGUCAACGAAGUCCACUACGUCGACAAUCAGGACUGCAUAGACCUGGUGGAGGCGAAAGUGGUCGGCAUCCUGGACAUCCUGGACGAAGAGAACCGCCUACCUCAACCCAGCGACCAGCACUUUACCGACACCGUUCACAACAAACACAAGGACCACUUCCGGCUGACGGUACCCAGGAAGUCUAAGCUGGCCAUCCACAGAAACGUGAGGGACGAUGAAGGAUUUAUUAUCAGGCACUUUGCAGGAGCUGUGUGCUACGAGACGACCAAGUUUGUGGAGAAGAACAACGAUGCUCUGCACAUGUCUCUGGAGUGUCUGAUCAGCGAGUCCAAGGACCAUUUCGUCCACGAGCUGUUUGAAAACUCCAACAACAGCAAAGAUGUGAAACAGAAGGCCGGAAAGCUCAGCUUCAUCAGCGUCGGCAACAAGUUCAAGACUCAGCUGAACAUCCUCCUGGACAAGCUCCGCAGCACGGGCUCCAGUUUCAUCCGGUGCAUCAAGCCAAACCUGAAGAUGGUCAGCCACCAGUUUGAAGGAGCUCAGAUUCUCUCCCAGCUGCAGUGCUCCGGUAUGGUGUCGGUACUGGACCUGAUGCAGGGCGGCUUCCCCUCCAGAGCUCCUUUCCAUGAGCUCUACAACAUGUACCAGAAGUACAUGCCUCCCAGACUCACCCGCCUCGACCCUCGCCUCUUCUGCAAGGCUUUGUUCAAAGCUCUGGGACUGAAUGAGAACGACUACAAGUUUGGACUAACUAGAGUGUUUUUCCGCCCUGGGAAGUUUGCAGAGUUUGACCAGAUCAUGAAGUCGGACCCGGACCACCUGGCCGAGCUGGUGAAGAAGGUCACCAAGUGGCUCAUCCACAGCCGCUGGAAGAAGGUCCAGUGGUGCGCGCUGUCCGUCAUCAAGUUGAAGAACAAGAUCUUGUACCGAGCGAACGCCUGCAUCAUGAUGCAGAAGACUGUUCGAAUGUGGCUCUGCAAGAAGAAACACAAACCUCGCAUCGAUGGCUUGGUCAAAGUGCGUAACCUGAAGACGAGGAUGGGCCGCUUCAACGAGGUGGUGGCCGGCCUGAAGGAGGGCAAGCAGGAGAUGAGCCGGCAGGUCCAGGAUCUGGAGGCCACCAUAGACGCCCUGAUGGUCAAAAUAAAGGUGACCACCAUGACCCGGCUGGACAUCGACCACGAGUACCAGGCCCUGGUGACCCGGUCAGAGCAGCUGCUCACCUCCAUGCAGAACAAGAAGAAGGAAGAGGAAGAGCGUGAGCGGCUGCGACGCAUCCAGGAGGAGAUGGAGAAGGAGAGGAAGAGGAGGGAGGAGGAAGAGCAGCGCCGCAAGCAGGAGGAGGAGGACAGGCGACUGAAAGCAGAGAUGGAGCUGAAGAGGAAGCAGGAAGAGGAGGAGAGGAAGAAGAGGGAGGAGGAGGAGAGGCGGCUGCAGAUGGAGAUGGAGCUGCAGCUGCAGGCGGAGCGGGAGGAGGAGGCGGCUCGGCAGGCCGUCCUGGAGCAGGAGAGGCGGGACCGGGAGCUGGCCCUGAGGAUCGCCCGCAGCGAGGCGGAGCUCAUCCCCGAGGAGGCGCAGAGCGACUCGGGGCUGCGCAGUAAUGGCUCCUCAGUUCCAUCGUCCCCAGAGAGAGCAGCCACUGCUGCCACCACCAAGCUGAAGAGCUUCACCAUGGAGGAGAUGGCAAAGGAAAUGACUGAACUUCUGGCUCGAGGUCCGCAGGUCCAGGCCUCCAAAGCCGGCGCCGGCGCCAAGAAGUACGAGCUGGGCAAGUGGAAGUACGCUGAGCUGCGGGACGCCAUCAAUACCUCAUGUGACAUCGAGCUGCUAGCCGCCUGCAGGGAGGAGUUCCACCGCCGGCUCAAAGUUUACCACGCCUGGAAAACAAAGAACAAGAAGAGGAACACGGAGACGGAGCAGCGGGCACCCAAAUCGGUCUUCGACUACGAUCAUGCACCACCUGUAAAAAAAGCAUCCCAGCAGAACCUGGCCCCGCCCAUACCGGCCCGGCAGUAUGAGGUGGCGAUGAACCGGCAGCAGCGCUACUUCCGCAUCCCGUUCAUCCGGCCCGGAGAGCAGUACAAAGACCCCCAGAACAAGAAGGGCUGGUGGUACGCACACUUUGACGGGCCGUGGAUCGCCCGGCAGAUGGAGCUGCAUCCGGAUAAACAACCCAUCCUCCUGGUGGCGGGGAAGGACGACAUGGAGAUGUGCGAGCUGAGCCUGGAGGAGACGGGCCUGUCCAGGAAGCGGGGGGCUGAGAUCCUCCCCCGCCAGUUUGAGGAGAUCUGGGAGCGCUGCGGGGGGAUCCAGUACCUCCGCAGCGCCAUCGAGAGCCGGCAGGCCCGACCCACCUACGCCACGGCUAUGCUGCAGAGCAUGUUUAAAUGAAGAGGCCCCCGGGGCUUCACUCCGCAGACAAAGGGACAAAUGCAGCAGCUACCGGACGGUUCUGCCUGCAGGGGUUUCGACGUGAACGCAGCUUUGCUCCUCCGUUCUUUCUUUCUUCUUUGUUGAUGCGUUUCUGUUUUUGGUGGUUUGCAAUUCCUCAAUAGGGGGGGGGGGCAUUAAACCCUAUACAGGGAAGAAAAUCCUACUAAAUCUGUUUUCCAUGGAAUUCUGUUGUCUGUAACAAGUUUCAGUUUUACUGUGAGGCCUUAAAACAACGUUAACAGGGUUUAACUUUACAUUCAAAGCCCCCCCCAUGUAAUUCCUGUAAUUAUGCAUUCCUGAUGAUUACACUGAUAACAGCCAGCUGGUGAUCCCGCUCCCACUCCAACCUGCUGUUUACAUGGUGGAAAACUUGCACACGAGUCGUCCAAUUAUUCCGAAUUAAGUCAGAUAAUUACUAAUUAUUAUUUUUUGUGUUCCUUUCGUCUUUCCAGCUAAAUGUAACUGGAAACUUUGUUGAUUGGUCACUGUAGUGGUUCUUCUCUUUUCUCCUCACUCUGUGAUUUAAAGCAAACAUCCAACUCUGAGACCAAACGUUCGAUCCCGGUCGGGUCACGUUGAGCUGCAGCUGCUCCCCGACCACUUCCUGUGUUUAUCAAGACAAGCAGCAAAUGUGAAUUAAUUAUGCAACCGCUGGAGGAAACCUCCAGACAGUUUCCCGAACAUCUCCCUCCUCGGCCAACGCAGCGAACGCCAGGCGGCUGCACAGGUUUCCAUCUUCAUCCUCGUUGCAUCUCCUGCUGGUACUGCUGCUCCGCCAUGAGCUGGAACUCAGAAUCUCUCCUGUACAGUACGAACAGCCGGCCGCGACGUUCCUGCUGGAAUGUAAAAGUUUAUUUUUGGAAGUUUCUACUUUAGCAACUCCGGAACUGAGAUAGAAACGAGAAGCAAUAAAUCAGGCAAACUAAAGAGGAACACAGACAAUCGGCUGCUCUGCACCAGGAAACCAGGAGGACCUGAUGGCUUCAGAGCAGCUCAGCUUCACAACGGCAUCAACAUGCAGCAGGAAGCAGAUUCCGCCUCCUGGAUGACCGCUGUGUUCACAGCGUCUGAAAAAUAUGCAUUUAAAGCAAACGUCCCUCCAGCUGUUAGUCUGAGCAGGAAUCAGAAGCAGAUUCGGCCUCUGCAGACGGAAACGUUGGCCGGUCCCGAUGCGUUUCUGCUGCAAGAUAUUCAGUCAGGAACAUCAUCCGCCCACACGGGACGAGAUGUUUUUAGUGGAAAAAUACGGCUAAAAACCGACCCUGUCACAUAAUUACAUCAUGACCUGAUUGAAGGGAUGUAAGGAAAGCAUAAUCCUUCCUGUCGUCCGUCCUCGGCUCUGCUUGGAUGGCAGCUGAAUGAAGAUCUGCUGCCACAUUUAUUUUAAGCUCCUUCUAACAUUUCUGUUAGCUGGAGAUAGCACCGAUCCUAGCCACCACAGAGCCCCCCAUCUUCUUUAUUGUUCGUCCUAUCAGUUUAAUCUGCAGAUACACGAUCUUAUCUCCGUCUGGCUCCUGCUGAAGGACUCCAUGUCUCAGGAUUUCUAACAAAACAAGCAGAAAUGUGAAAAUAUAGAUGAUUUAUUUCAGUUUUUAUUAAUCUCUACUUUCUGUGUGGCUGAAAAGUAAAUAAGUUUUACUCUAACAACAAACAGCACGACUUCAGCUGGUGAUUGGAAAACCUGGAAUAUCAGCUGGAAAUCCCAGAAUUCCCUCUCCAUCAUUUAAGUUUUCCUCUCAGACUGGCCGGGAUUCCGGCUGCGUGUUGAUGCCGUGUGAGGAGCGAGUCGCCGAGCUUCGCCUGCGUUUACAACCUCCACACGUUUCCGCUUGUUGGAGAAAAUGUGCUGCGAUGUGUUUCAAUCAUUCCUCGGGAAGCGCCUGGUCCUGGAGGCGCAUGGUCCCUUCCCUGGUUCAGGAAGUACCUGGUCCACAGUUCCUUCCCUGGUCCAGGAAGCGUCUGGACCCGGGUCCCUUCCCUGGGUCCGGGAAGGGACUGGGAAGUGGCGCCUUUUGUCCACUGUCGUUUUUCUAACGCUGAUCUCUAACAGAAGAAUAAAUGCAUCAUGUUUCACUCA